Messenger RNA from Asterias rubens (European starfish), 2660 nucleotides. RefSeq names its product actin-related protein 8-like. The record is from RefSeq and is a predicted model, not a curated record. The transcript is spliced from 12 exons. Gene Ontology annotation, biological process: double-strand break repair; regulation of DNA-templated transcription. Lineage: Eukaryota; Metazoa; Echinodermata; Asteroidea; Forcipulatida; Asteriidae. The coding region runs from base 104 to 1843 and encodes 579 amino acids. Gene Ontology annotation, cellular component: Ino80 complex.
UAUACAUGUGGUGCACACAAAUCUAAGUUGGCAGUGUUUUUGUCGUUUAAUUCUCCAAUAAUUUCAUAAUUAUAGUGAAAUAUUGAGCCAUUCAUUCGUGAUCAUGGUCGAGCCUAUCCAGUGGGCCACCGUUGUGGUUAUCCACCCAGGAUCUUACUGGUUGCGGAUCGGCCGAGCUGCAGAUGCUACCCCUGUCACAAUCCCUCAUCUUAUCGCUCGACGGAAGAAGGAUCCAUCUCAACCACUUUAUGAAGAUUCCAUUCUCAUAAGAGAUGGGAUAUUUCAUCCUAACAGUGAAACCCAGCAGGAGCAGACUCUGAAGAUGGUGGAGCAAGCCAUCUGGUCUCGUAAGACAUCCCAAGGUCAACGCAGACAAAGUGUACCUUCCUCAGAGGUUCUGACAUACAACCGCUCUGUCAAUUCGCAGCCUUUAGAUGAAAACUCUGGUAUGAGAUGGACUGACACAACAAGUCUACCUGAAUACAUCGUCGGAGACGAGGCCCUGUAUCUUGAACCAGCUGAUGGCUACAACAUCCACUGGCCAAUCAGGAGAGGGCGCUUCAACCUCCACGAAGGAGCCGGAGGCUCGCUGACCGCCGUGCUGCAAGAUCUGGAGACCAUUUGGGGAGCUGUGUUACAACAGAAACUAGACAUCCCUAUUAAAGAUCUCAAACAUUACCGCGCCAUUCUUGUCAUUCCUGAUAUCUACCAUCGGCCACACGUGAAAGAACUCAUGAAUCUGCUGUUGCUUAGGCUCGGAUUUGGUGCUGCCAUUGUCCACCAGGAAUCUGUGUUGGCGACGUACGGUAGUGGACUAAGUAGUGCUUGUGUUGUGGAUGUCGGCGAUCAGAAAACAAGUGUGUGCUGUGUGGAAGAUGGUCUGUCCCAUAGAAAUACAAGAUUGUGUAUGACCUACGGUGGCAGUGAUGUCACUCGUUGCUUCACCUGGUUGCUAGAGAGAGCUUUCUUCCCGUACCAAGAGUGCCAACCGGAUAAAACCAUGGACGCCCUACUCCUCCUAGAACUUAAAGAAACAUUCUGCCAUCUUGACCAGGACCUUGAUGGGUCGCAACUGCUAGACUUCCACGUGCGCUACCCGUACCAGCCAACCCUGAUGUAUCAGUUGAAGCUGGGUGAUGAGACAUUCCACGCCCCCAUGGGGUUGUUCUAUCCCUUAAUCUUCGGGGUGAUCGGUGAGAAGAUGACGUACACCCAGCAAAGAAACCAGGGAGAUUCGGAAGAUAUCCACGACGAGUUGUACCUGCUACAGACUCAGAAGGAACAACAACAGUCUAACAAAUCAAAAACAACCAAUGCCCCCAACUCGGAGUCCAGCACUCAGAAUGCAGACAGCGUCAUGACGUCAUCAACCAACCAAUUAUCAUCCUCACCAAACAGCCAAUCACAGAAUGAUCUAAUACAGGCAGAGGAAGCCCCGCCCCCAACCAUCUCCAGGCGGAUAUCAACGUCGCAAUCCAUGGAUAAACCCUUAGGUGUUGACCAGGCUAUACUGCAUAGUAUUGACUGUUGCUCAUCUGAUGAGACCAAGAAGAAGAUGUACAGUUGUAUUCUGGUUGUCGGAGGAGGACUUAGUCUCUUCCAAGGAGCCUCUGACAUGCUUCAGCACAGAGUACAAUCCAAGAUGCCUCCAUCCUUCAGAAAGGUCGUCGAGAAAGUUGAAGUCAUCUGCAAAUCUAAGGAUCUAGACCCUCGGAUGACAUGUUGGAAAGGAGGGACUGUCCUUGCGUGUCUGGACACCGCUCAAGAGUUAUGGAUCAAACAGAAAGAGUGGCGGAAGCAUGGACUGAAGGUGCUACGAGAAAGAUCUCCAUUUGUGUGGUAGAGAAUACCUGACGACUCGGACACUUGUGGGUGAAUUUUUGCACAAACCAGACAGAAAGUCAAACUCUCGUGAAGAAUAAAGACCCUUAUAGCCCACUUGCAUUUACGCGAAACGCUACACAGACACCGAGCUCACGUGCACGUUUUUACCCUCCAAGAACAGCUAUCUGGCAACCAUUUGCCUAGUGAGGGCGCUCAAUGCUUUUUGAGUGUGUGACGUCACUUCUAGUUUGAAUGUCAGCUUUUGGUGAUGUUGCAGACUGGCAACACCAGGUUCUAUAGUGUAUUACUCUCCAUCGGCGACAUUGAGCAUAAUGAGGUGCCAGGUCAAUAGUCACAGUGGGUAAAUUGGUCUCAAAUGCAGGCAAUCACAGAUACAUGCCAAGUCAGCAAGACAGAGAACAGUGAUAAAAACACAUUGGAAACUUGGACAGUAGUUACCAUACUAUCAUGGUGCUUUUACAGUCCAUGUCCUGAUUGCACAUUUGAACUGGGGACCUAUAUCAAAAGAGGACAAUAGAUCCGACGGUUCAGGAAAGUCCACAGUUGAAAAAUGUUGCAAGUAUUUAUAAGCAAAAGAGGGACAAUAGGAGGUCCACGGUAAGAGUUGACAGAGCAUUUAAACCCAUUCAAAUACAUAGGUUGUGUAGUGUGUACCAACUGAGUACAGAACAUAUAGUUGUGUUACAUAGGACUACAUGUAGCAUUCGUGCUGUCCCACAAUGGGCACUACAGUUCACUUGAGUACCUGAAUUAUGAGAUGAUGAUUUUAUACAAAGCAGUUUUUUUCCAAUAAAACUUAUGAAAAAAUGUAUAUA